AUGCCAUCUAGUUCUACAACUUCAAAUAAAGAGAACCAUGAUGAUCAAAAAUCUUCAAAUAAUUUUGGUGCAGAUAAAAUGUUCGAGUAUCUGCACAAAACCUCUAAGACUUGGUGUGCAAGAAAAGUAAGAAAGAUGCAAAGUGAAAUAAGAACAUUGCACCAACAAGUCAAGUCUCAAGUCACUUGGGCAGGUACAGAAGUCAUCAUUAAAAAG
Molecule: messenger RNA, 216 nt
Organism: Iphiclides podalirius (scarce swallowtail)
Lineage: Eukaryota; Metazoa; Arthropoda; Insecta; Lepidoptera; Papilionidae
Source: the annotation of a GenBank genome assembly